Messenger RNA from Cutaneotrichosporon cavernicola, 2649 nucleotides. RefSeq lists its product as uncharacterized. The coding region runs from base 1 to 2649 and encodes 882 amino acids. Gene Ontology annotation, cellular component: nucleus. NCBI's taxonomy places the organism in Eukaryota, Fungi, Basidiomycota, Tremellomycetes, Trichosporonales, Trichosporonaceae. The transcript has 6 exons. Gene Ontology annotation, molecular function: DNA-binding transcription factor activity, RNA polymerase II-specific; zinc ion binding; RNA polymerase II cis-regulatory region sequence-specific DNA binding. The record is from RefSeq and is a predicted model, not a curated record. Gene Ontology annotation, biological process: positive regulation of transcription from RNA polymerase II promoter by galactose; DNA-templated transcription.
AUGGCGGAGCCAUCAUCCAAACGGGCCCGACCAAACGUCCCCGAUCGUGACGACCCGGCGGCUCGCGGUCCCAGACACCCCGCGACACGGAAACGGGCCCCAUUGGCCUGCGAGGAAUGUCGCGUUCGCAAGAGACGAUGUGAUGGAGCGGUCCCCAUCUGCGGCGGUUGCACAAAGCGAAAGACAACCUGCAUUUACCUGGCCGAGCUCCGGGAACGGUCUUGGCAGCAAGGCAUGAUCCAAUCGCUGCGGAGUCGGCUGGGCGAGUUAGAAGAGGCCGAACGAUUGCAACAGCAGCAGCAGUCCAACAACGUGGGCGACCAGACCGACUCCCAGCGCCGCCGCACAACACGUAGGGACCCCGUUCUCGAUCGGGAACCAACGUCAGAUGUCGAACAAGGCGUGAGCAAUCAGAACGCUGGCCACGAAGCAUCCACGCAAGCUUGUAAUACCAUUGCCACCCAAAACCCGAGUCUCGCCAACGCGUCGGGAAUGGAUAUGGAGACGUGGCUUUUCGAUGAUGCGAGAGCAACAGCCUCCCCGAGGCCAGGGUCUCCCGGCAACAACGGUGUAGGCGCGCUCGGCACAGCCCAGUCACCACCGCUUCCGGCCACCGACGUCAAUAGGCCUGGCACCCAAGAGUUACCGGCUGUUGCACACGUCCCUGGCUCUUCGACUGUCUGGGUUGGCAACGUGGGCCGCCCUUCAUCACAAGCGAGUCCUUCCGCAUCGUCUCAUCGCCUUGAGGCUCCCAACACCCAAACGCUGAUGAGCCCAAUCGAUCGUACGAUUAGCCUAGUGUCGGCCCCCAUACACUCCGGUCUGAAGACUGUUUCUUCUGUCGCAGGAGCAGCAUCUGCGGUCCCGCAGAAAUGCACCUGCGACCGCUUUCUGCGAACAACGCAGUGGACUCUACCACUUCGGCGACAGGCGGAUGAUCUGGUCCGGCUCUACUUCACUCGGGUCCACCGGACGUACACUAUCCUUCAUCGACCGACGUUUAUGAAGCAAUACGAACAGUUAUGGGAACCGGCGCCUUCGGGGACUGAACUCUCGCCCUACGCUUCCAAUUGCUUGGGUCUGUGCAGGCAGAAGGGCCUCGACAAGACCUUUCCCGCCAUGGUCAACGUUGUCUUUGCACUGGCGUCCUUGUUCGGGCCGAACCCACCGGAACAGAACUCGGCACGAGCCGAGGCCUUCUUCAACGUCACCCAACAAAUCGAUCUGCUAGACGUCAUUGACGAGGAUGGAGGCAUCGAGCUGGUUCAGUUGCUCCUCCUGAUGGGCUAUUACCUUCAGACAACGGAGAAGUUCUCAAAGUGCUGGAAUAUUGCUGGCCUUGCCAUCCGCAUGGCCCAGAACAUGGGGCUGCAAUUGAGCCCAAACGAUGCCCGACGAAAAGGUUGCCCAACUCCAUCUCUAACUCAGCGGGAGGUGGAGAUGCGAGUGCGUGUCUGGUACGGCUGUGUCUUGCUCGACCGGGAGAUCUCUGCGCUGUUUGGACGAACGUCGAUGAUUCGAAGCGAUCAACUUCGACUCCCGUUGCCAGAGGCCAUUGACGACGAGUACCUCAGCGAGGACAAGGCGAAGCGGAAUUCCCAGCCGGAAAACUGUCCGAGUACAGUGGAGUCAUUUAUCGAGACCAUCAAGCUUUACGCCAUUCUUGGUCAGGUUUUGGACAGGGACGAGUCGACAGAUAUGGCAAGAACCCCGCGGCCCGACGCGUUGUCCAGCGGCCAUGCCGAUGCCCAGUCAUUGUUGGACCUGGACACGAUGAUCAUGGAGUGGCGGGACUCUCUUCCCCCACACCUCCAGUACGACCCUACAGCGGAAGAUGGCCGGUCAGGUAAUGCUCUGAUUCCGGACGGCUUUUUGGCGCCGGCGCUGCGACUUCAUGUAAGAUUUCUUCAUGUCCGAGUCCUCAUCCUCCGUGGGGCCCUCGAACACCUCCUGAAGCAACGGCACAUAUUUCCGCCCACACAAGCGAAGACGAGCCCCGGUGUUGGGCGGGUUCAAGAUUGGAUGCUAUCCGGAAUUGCGGCGCAAUGCGUCUUGUCGGCCGAGAGCCUGGUCCGCUGUCUUGACACGAACAUCAAAACGCGAAGCCUCGCUGCCUGGUGGUACAACGUUAGCUACUUGCACACAUGCGGCAGCGUCCUGCUUAUGGGCCAACUGUGCUCCUUUGACGAAGGCCUGAUAAACCGGGAGUCACUCACAGCAAGCUGGGAUCUUAUUGCAAACAACUCUUUCAACUUGCUCCAGCAAAGCACCAAGAGGUUGCUGGCAGAGAGGGAUCGACCGGGGGCGGCAGAUAUGGAGAACGGGCGUUUGCAGGGCCGGAUAUGGGCAGCACCAAACCAAACUGGCGUACGACCAAGUAACACUCCUGCAGGAACGGGGCUCGACCUCCAGAACAGGUCACUGUCCGCAACAUUGGUUGGAGGGGAGCCUUCGACCUUGACUACCACGGGGCAAGUAAAGACGAGCGGUGUCAAUCUUCCAGAGGACAGUCUGGAGGCAGAGUUAUGGGGUGCCGGCGAUCCUGCAGGGUUGGGAGAAUGGGCUUUCAUGCCGUACCUCUCGCAGGUAGCGCAGCUAGAGUCACUGCCCCAAGAGUUCCAGGGAUUCGACAUCUUCAAUAUCGAGUAG